Impatiens glandulifera is the source of this 1718-nucleotide messenger RNA. Its product is annotated as rhodanese-like domain-containing protein 4, chloroplastic. The transcript is spliced from 8 exons. The record is from RefSeq and is a predicted model, not a curated record. Bases 149 to 1594 code for a protein of 481 amino acids. NCBI's taxonomy places the organism in Eukaryota, Viridiplantae, Streptophyta, Magnoliopsida, Ericales, Balsaminaceae.
UCAUCUUUCCAUCCACUUGAGCAUUUCCAUCUCAAACAAUUCUGUAGCAAGCAAAAAUUGCAGUCGGCCAAUCCAAUCCAAGUAAGCUUUCAUGGUGAUUUCACCAUUCCUGCACAUCUUCUAACAAGAAACCAAGCAAUUUUCUUCAAUGGAAGCCAUCAAUGGCCUGGGAUUAACUCCAAUUUCAGUUCUUUCCGAUAGAACCAGAAGAAAAGAACCCAUAAAGAUCUCAUCUUUACCUUGUUCAAAAGAAUCAAAACACAGAUUUUUCAUUAAUCUAUCAGAAUCCGCAUCAAGAAACAUAAAUGGAGGAAUGGCUGCUUUACUAUCAUCAAUCAUUACCGUAGCAGACAAUGCAAGAGCAUUGACAUAUGAAGAAGCCUUACGACAGUCAGAAACCACCUCGGAUUUUGACUUCGGAGGACUGAUUAACUACGCCGUCGAGAAUUCAGCUGUUAUAAUCGGAGGUGCCGCCAUUUUAGCUGUUCCUUUGGUUUUGUCUCAGAUUCUUGGAAAAUCCAAACAGAAACCGUGGGGAGUUGAUACUUCAAAAAAUGCUUUUGAAAAGUUGGGUUCUGAAUCGAAUACCCAAUUGCUUGAUAUAAGAUCCCCAUCUGAUAUAAGGCUAGUGGGUAGUCCUGAUAUUCGAGGAUUGAAGAAGAAGACUGUAACUGUUACUUACAAUGGGGAAGAUAAAUUAGGGUUCUUGAAGAAACUAUCUUUUAAGUUUAAGGAACCAGAGAGUACAACGUUGUUCAUCCUAGACAAAUUUGAUGGGAACUCUGAACUGGUUGCAGAGCUAUUAACAUCCAACGGAUAUAAAUCUGCUUAUGCCAUUAAAGAUGGUGCUGAAGGACCAAAAGGAUGGACGAAGAGUGGUCUUCCUUGGAUAGAACCAAAGAAGUCUGUCGGCUUAGAUUUCAGCAGUUUAACCGACGCCAUUGAAGGAUUUGGUGAAGCUGCUGGUGUUUUGUCUAUAACUCUUGGUCUUGCUGUUGCUACUGGAUUGAGUUUAUUUGCAUUUACAGAGGUAGAAACAAUACUUCAGGUUUUGGGAUCAGCUGCAAUUGUUCAAUUUGUCAGCAAGAAAUUCCUUUAUGCAGAGGACAGGAAACAAACUCUGCAACUAGUCGACGAAUUCUUAACAACCAGAAUUAGUCCAAAUGAAAUUGCUGAUGAUAUCAAGCAAAUUGGGAUCGCUCUUCUACCACCAGUCUCAGUUAGCAAAGCUCUUCCGAUAGUUAAGCCAUCGAAAACACAAGAGCCGGAGGCCGAGACAGAGCCUAAGCCGGAGCCAGAGACAGAGCCUAAGCCGGAGCCAGAGACAGAGGCAGGGCCUAAGCCGGAGCCAGAGACAGAGACAUGGCCUAAGCCGGAGCCAGAGACAGAGACAGGGCCUAAGCCGGAGCCAGAGACAGAGACAGGGCCUAAGCCGGAGCCAGAGACAGAGCCUAAGCCAGAAGUGGUUUCUGCGUUUAAGCCUCCAAAAACAGAAGAGACAGUGGCUGUUCCUAGAAUUCCAAGAUCACUUUCACCUUACCCAUAUUAUCCAGAUCUCAAGCCUCCAACAUCGCCUUCUCCAUCAAAGCCAUAGAUUAACUGUUUUCCUUUAAUCAAGCAAUUUAUUUGCCAAUAAGGCUCCAGUGGUUUCAAUAUUUUAAAUUGUUUUCAUUAGAAGAUCAUUUUGAGUGUUGGGUAUAAAUUUCAUUUUCAACUUC